Lactuca virosa is the source of this 252-nucleotide messenger RNA. Lineage: Eukaryota; Viridiplantae; Streptophyta; Magnoliopsida; Asterales; Asteraceae. The record is from the annotation of a GenBank genome assembly.
AUGGCUGAGGAUGACCAGGCUCACCUUGAUCGAAUCUUCAAGCGGUUUGAUACAAAUGGAGAUGGUCAGAUCUCUUCAACCGAGCUUGGAGAAGCUUUGAAGGCACUCGGCUCUGUGUCAGGAGAUGAAGUACUACGUAUGAUGGGUGAAAUUGAUACAGAUGGAGAUGGGUUUAUUUCGUAUCAAGAGUACAUGGAUUUUUGUGAAGUUGGGUCGUUUAUGAAGAAGGAAAAGGUGUCUUGGUCAUUCUGA